CUUGCGGAAGGCCACAAAACCCUAUAUAAGGCGCGCAGUCCCAGUAUUUGCGCCAGAAGAGGUUCCGGCGCCAGAAGAGCACCGCUGGAGACCUCAGGUCCCAACUCGAGCCCAGAUCCUCGGAUCGCCACACCCGCAGCGCAGAGUCCGCAGAAGCGCGGGCUUUCAUCGACAGCAUGGACCGCAGCCACUUUGACAUAGGAUUCCACAAUUUGGGAAUCGACGAGGACGGAGAACUGCAUGAUGUGGAGCCUACCCUGAUCUCGGAGGGUUUAACUGGAGUGGAAGAUGAAACUCUGUCCUCACCUGAGCCCGGAGAAGCAGCUGCAGCCGCAGCCGCAAACUACUUUGGCGAGGUGGACUCCAACCUCCUGGACGACGAAAACAGCGAGGGCGAUGAAAAUGGUGAGGGCGACGGCGGCGAUUUUGAGCCCCCGCUGCAGCAGGAGGAGCCGGCCCCCCUGGCCAUUCAGGGGCCCCAGAUUGCAGCGAGAAAGCCGCGCCGCUGCCGUACUGUUUUCACCCAGUUGCAGCUGCUGGAGCUGGAGCGAGUUUUCCACCACACUCAAUACCCCGACGUGUUUGCACGAGAGGAGAUUGCAAGACGUCUGAAUUUGGCUGAAAGAAGAGUGCAGGUUUGGUUUCAAAACCGAAGGGCCAAACGGAGAAGAUACCAGAGGGCAUUGAUGUUUAGAAAUCUGCACCCUGGUCCCUUGGGCCGCCCUGUGGGGGUAAUCUAUCAUGGGCCUUAUCACGUAGUCCCUGUUAUGGAGCCUGCAUGGAGAUGCAUUCCUGCAGUGCCACGUCCAGGUCUGCCCCCUGGGGUACCCCCACCACCUGUGAUACCUGCACCUCUGCCACCCAGGCCAUGGGGGAUGCCUUUGCCACCCCCGGUACCUAUGCCUCACUUUGCUCUGGCCCCUAUAGGUGUGGCAUGGGCCCCUAUCAUCAAUGGUCAUUUUAUAGGCCCCAUUUUCUGAAGAUGUUAUUCAGACAGUU
Odocoileus virginianus texanus is the source of this 999-nucleotide messenger RNA. RefSeq names its product ESX homeobox 1 (gene ESX1). NCBI's taxonomy places the organism in Eukaryota, Metazoa, Chordata, Mammalia, Artiodactyla, Cervidae. Gene Ontology annotation, molecular function: DNA-binding transcription factor activity, RNA polymerase II-specific; RNA polymerase II transcription regulatory region sequence-specific DNA binding. The record is from RefSeq and is a predicted model, not a curated record. Gene Ontology annotation, biological process: regulation of transcription by RNA polymerase II.